CUUCAUAUUGAAGCCUCUCUCACACACAUACAGACAAGAUAGAUGGAGGUAUCGAUCCAGUCAAUUGCACUAGCGACGAUUCUAACCGUCCUAACGACAUGGGCAUGGAGAGUGCUGAACUGGGUGUGGCUGAGGCCGAAGACGCUCGAGAGGCUCUUGAGACAGCAAGGCUUCUCUGGCAAACCCUACACUUUCCUGUUCGGAGACCUCAAGGAGGACUCGCGGCUGUUCAGGGAAGCCUACUCCAAGCCCAUCGCUCUCUCUGACGACAUCAAGCCUCGUGUCUUGCCUUUCUGGCAUCAAUCCUCCCAGACAUAUGCCAAAGACUCGUUCAUGUGGAUAGGCCCAACACCGAGAGUGAAUAUAACGAACCCCGAACAGAUAAAGGAGAUCUUCUCCAAGAUAUACGACUAUCCCAAGCCAGUCUUCCAUCCCCUGUUGAGGUCGAUCGCUGAUGGACUCUUGACCCACGAGGGCGAGAAAUGGGCUCGGCACAGGAAGAUCAUCAAUCCAGCAUUCCACAUGGAGAAGUUGAAGCUUAUGUUGCCGGCGUUUUAUUCAAGUUGCACUGGAAUGGUUGAUAGAUGGGAGAAGUUGGUAUCAGUAGAGAGAUCAUGUGAGGUCGACGUGUGGGUCGACCUUCAAAAUUUGACCUGUGACGUGAUCUCUCGGACGGCAUUUGGCAGUAGCUUUGAAGAAGGCAAAAGGAUUUUCAUACUUCAGAAGGAACAAGCCCAGCUCGCAAUUAAAUUCCUUCAAUCGAUCUACAUCCCCGGCUGGAGGUUUGUGCCGACUAGUGUGAACAGGAGGAUGAAGAAUAUAGGAAAGGAAGUGCGGUCUCUGCUCAUGGACAUUGUCCGCAGAAGAGAGAAAGCAAUGAGGGCAGGGGAAGCUGCUAGCGAUGAUCUAUUGGGGGUGUUGCUGGAAUCAAACAUGAAAGAGAAUGUUGGGAUGAGCCUUCACGACGUGAUCGAGGACUGCAAGCUUUUCUACUUCGCCGGACAAGAGACCACUUCGGUCUUGCUGGUUUGGACCAUGGUCUUGUUGAGCGUGCACUCGGAUUGGCAAGCCCGAGCCAGGGAGGAGGUCCUCCAAGUCUUUGGAAGCAGAAAACCUGACUUUGACGGGAUAAGCCACCUCAAGAUUGUCACAAUGAUCUUGAAUGAGGUCCUGAGGCUCUAUCCACCGGCAAUCAGGCUGCAACGCAUGGUUCACAAGGAAACAAAACUCGGGAAGCUGACAAUACCUCCAGGAGUCCAUCUAUUCGUGUCGCCUCUCUUUGUCCACCAUGAUAAAGAACUAUGGGGUGAGGAUGCCCAGGACUUCAGGCCAGAGAGGUUUGCCGAGGGUGUGUCCAGGGCCACCAAGAACCAAGUCUCCUUCUUCCCAUUCGGAGUGGGCCCUCGCAUAUGCAUUGGCCAGAACUUCGCGUUGAUAGAGGCGAAGAUUGCGCUCGCCAUGAUACUACAACGAUUCACAUUCGAGCUCUCUCCAUCUUAUGCACAUGCUCCUUUCACUGUCUUCACCCUCCAGCCUCAGCAUGGUGCUCAGGUCAUCUUGCACAGGGCAAACUAAAACUCGCAGAUCUGGGUGUCAUGUACUGUAGACGAACACGUGUAUUAAAGAUGAUACACCAAAUGUGAUUUGAUGUGUCAAAAGAAUAAGUGCAAAAUAUAGAGAUGAAAAUAA
Syzygium oleosum is the source of this 1689-nucleotide messenger RNA. RefSeq names its product cytochrome P450 72A397-like. The coding region runs from base 43 to 1575 and encodes 510 amino acids. Gene Ontology annotation, molecular function: iron ion binding; heme binding; monooxygenase activity. The transcript is spliced from 5 exons. The record is from RefSeq and is a predicted model, not a curated record. Lineage: Eukaryota; Viridiplantae; Streptophyta; Magnoliopsida; Myrtales; Myrtaceae.